This is a messenger RNA of Temnothorax curvispinosus, 535 nucleotides long. RefSeq lists its product as uncharacterized. NCBI's taxonomy places the organism in Eukaryota, Metazoa, Arthropoda, Insecta, Hymenoptera, Formicidae. The annotation marks the transcript as partial. The record is from RefSeq and is a predicted model, not a curated record. The transcript has 2 exons.
ACGGUCGUUUGGCGCUUCCGCCUGAUCUGCAAAAUCUAUAUGCCAUGUAUCAACAAGAGAUCCAAGCCACUACGUAUGUUGGUAGCAGUCUCAGCGAUCUCGCCGUGUCUCCAAUCGUGUUGUCCUUCAGUUGCGACAAGUUACCGCCUAUAUCCAGCAGGAUCAGCAUUUACGAUAACUUUAGCAGUGAUUUGAGAAUAGUCAGUAGUUCCACGGAUUCUGAUUGGGAUUCGCCGUUACCACCGAUUCAAGAGCCACAAGAAGUGGAGCACGUGAUGGGACCAGUGGUGCAACCGUUAAUUUUACCAGCCGUCUUAUUUCCGCAGAUAUCAGCAGCAAACUCACGAAAUCAGUGAGAACAUUUCGUUUAUAUAAUAAUAAUCGAUACACAAAAUGUUAUAUAUUGUAUUCGAACACAUGCGAAUGGUUCCAAUAAUUUUGGCGACAAGUUUUACAAUUGGACAGUUGUUUUUAAUUUUGUUUUCACACAGAAAAAUAUCAUUCUACAACCAAGGAAAGCAAUUAUUUAUUUUAU